Molecule: messenger RNA, 1817 nt
Organism: Gigantopelta aegis
Lineage: Eukaryota; Metazoa; Mollusca; Gastropoda; Neomphalida; Peltospiridae
Product: nuclear apoptosis-inducing factor 1-like
Exons: 2
Coding region: 129-1250 (373 amino acids)
Cellular component (GO): nucleus
Source: RefSeq, a predicted model, not a curated record
CGCGAACAAUAACAUACCGACAGGUUGACCGACAUUUCGCCACGGGUCGUUUCACUGUCGCUAUGGUGUCGUUUGCGGACUGUUAAAUAACAAAGGGAUUCACUGUGUCGUUACUUCAUUUGCUGCAUAUGCUGUGUAUCUUUCGCGCAGUGCCUACGCGCGAGUUUAAUUUGAACAAGGUAAAUUAUUUAGCUGGCCAGGAAGUAAGCAUGGUUGACUAUCCACACGAACAUAGACAAAAACGACGACCGAAAUUCAAUUCGCUGGAACUGGAGGCGUUGGUGGACGCUGUUAGUAUUUAUCAGAACACUAUUUAUGCCAAGUUCUGUGACUUCGAAACAAACAGUAAGAAACACACUGCGUGGGUUUCGGUCACCGCCAGUGUCAAUGCGGUAUCGACAGUAAGACGCAGUGUUGACGAAAUUCGUCGUAAAUGGCGUGACUGGUCGUCUGUGAUUAAAAACAAAGAACAACGGCGAAGAAGAGCCCAAAACAAUACCGAGGGAGGCAACCGUAUCAUCACUAUGGCUCCGGUGGAGGAGAAAGUAGUCACCAUAAUUGGGAAGACCGCCAUAGAGGGAAUAAACUGUGGAACUGACAGUUCCGCAGCAGAUACGUCCUGCUCAGAAAGUAUGUCCCCAUCUGCACAUGCAGCAAGUUGCAGUAAAAACGCGUGUGUGGAAGGAAUGCCAGUAGAAUGUACAUGGACAGUGACGAACAGGAUUCCACCCACUUCUAUAACGGUGAUGUGUUCUGCUGACAGUCGUACUGCGGAACUUGCCGAGAGAAACAGGUCUGCGGAACUUGCCGAGAGAAUCAGGUCGGCAGAACUUGCCGAGAGAAACAGGUCUGCGGAACUUGCCGAGAGAAUCAGGUCGGCAGAACUUGCCGAGAGAAACAGGUCGGCGGAACUUACCGAAAGAAACAGGUCGCGCAGUAGAUCAUCCAGUCCCCACAACCCAGACAGAAGCAGAACGAGAGUUAAACAUGCUAAAAGAUCACGCACAGAUUUGGCCUCGACAGAAGCAUCGUCGUCACCCGAUGACAGUGACCCAACCCAUCAACUUGUUCAGAUCGAAAGGAGUCGGCUGAAAGUGGAGCAGGAGAGACUGUUCGUGGAAAAACGUCGCCUACAACUGGAAGAGAAGAAAAUUCAGUUGCUACAGACAUUGGUAUCUGCAAUGGCAAAUAGCAAUGAAAGUGGGAUACAAAAUCAUGUAAAUGAAUCGCCUUUUUCAUUUGUGGGGUAAAUGGUAUUCUAUUAUGGAUGUGAAAUUGUAUUCCAGUUUCUUCGUAGUAAUAAAUCCUUUGUGGUUAAAAUGUCGCAUACGCUCCUAUUUCUAUAGACUCAAACUUUCCACCUCUGGUGAAUGACCAUGUGGCACAGGUGCCCAAACACCGGAACACAUCCUUCAGUCCUGCCCAUCAUACAACACUGAGAUAAGAAACCUGGCGGUAUCUUGUGGACCUCAAAGAGAAACUUUGUGGACCGGCGACGUCCCUUUGACGGACAGGAAACUUCCUGGUGGGAGCAGGACUGGAAUUCUGAGCACGGCAGAAGAAGAAGUUGUUAAAAUAUGUUUGACAAAAACAUAAGCCACAAUAUGUAGAUGAUAUUUUAUCAAUUAACAUUUGGCAUAAUAGUGAAAUAGUUAUAAAUCAUAAACCAUUUUUAUAUAAACAUGCCCCAAAAGGCAUAAUCUUCAUAAAGGAUUUAGUAGAUGAUUAUGGAGAAUUUUUAUGAACAAUUUGCAGAAACAUGUCAUAUUAAUUCAAAUUUCAUUAGCUAUGCUUCACUAAUAAAUGCUGUGAAAUCA